Dermochelys coriacea (leatherback sea turtle) is the source of this 4481-nucleotide messenger RNA. RefSeq names its product mastermind like domain containing 1 (gene MAMLD1). Gene Ontology annotation, cellular component: nuclear body. Bases 195 to 3326 code for a protein of 1043 amino acids. The transcript has 6 exons. Lineage: Eukaryota; Metazoa; Chordata; Testudines; Dermochelyidae. The record is from RefSeq and is a predicted model, not a curated record. Gene Ontology annotation, biological process: regulation of transcription by RNA polymerase II.
UAAGUGAGGAAACUGUGGGUUGAUGGAAAUGUAGUGAGCAGAUUGAGACAGACAGUGAAUCAUUAGCAAACUGCAACGCCAGGAUGAACUUGCCUGGAACCUAAAAGGAGAAAACAAGCUUAGUGUUUUGCUUUGCGUGGUUUCGUUAAAUACAGCCAAAGUGGAUCUAAAAGCUGGUUGAUCACCAGUCCAAGAUGCUUCUGGUUUCCCAGCGGGUCAUGGAGCCACAUAUACCAGGGCAUCAGGGGAAGAGGCGAAUACCAAUGUGGAAGUUGGAUAAGGCCCCACUGGAGCCAAGGAUCAGGGAUCCGCAAUCCAUGUCCUGUGGUUGCCAUAAAUCAGGGCCUGAAUCUGCAAUGUGCUGUAAAAGCCAGUCAGAACUGUCUUACUCAACAUUACAGGGAUCCAUUAAGAGAAAACUGGAAGAUGACAGCUCCCCUGCUUCCAGUGGCAUGCCGGAUGUCAUUUUCCCAAGCGACAAUAAGAGACUCUGUCUUGAUGAUGUAACUCUAUCUAUGGGCCAAGAGACCAAUCCCAAUGUGUCAUGUCCAGAUAUGCAGAACUCUCCAUUCUCUACCAAUCACAGCACUUCUUCCAUGGGAGUAGCUGGUCAUUCAGUGCUACUUGAAAACAAUCACAUGAAUGGCAGUGGCAUUGGUUCUCCAUUUUCGGUACCACCCAACACAGAAAUAGGACAGAAGGGGACAAUAGGUGGACAGAAUAAUGUUGCUCACUAUGAUGAGAAAGGAAACAAUAUGCAGUCUGUGGACCAGGAACUGCAAGAUCUGUUAGAAGAGCUGACAAAAAUGCCUGAUCCUUCUCCUAAUGAGCUGGACCUUGAGAAGAUCUUGGGAAGCAAGACUGAAGAGCCGCUUGGUCUGAGCCACCCACAGUCGAGCAUAAGCACCACACCAAAGUCCUCUCCGCAGACAUCUCACUUGGAGAACCACAUUGCGAAUAAAGAUUUUUCUCCAGGUUGCAAUCCAACAAGUGGAGGAUCACCCCAAAUGAGGCCUUCAUCCGCUGGGGCUAAUUAUCCGGUUCCUCCCCCAAACAAAGCUGUCGCAUCACCCAUCUCUUCGGCAGCACAGAAUAAGAACCAGGCACAGUCUAUUCUGCCAGUACCCUUGCCCAACAUGCCUACAUCUAACUGGCAUGCACAGCAACUAAAGCAGCUGGCAGCAAGCAAACAAGUGUCUACUACUAAACAGCAAGUACAGGCUCCCAACUGGCCAACCAUGUCCACUCCAGGUCUUUCUCCGCCUUACAGGCCGGGAUCAUCCCCCCUCCAUCAACCUUUCAGCCCUCAAAAUGUCAUGGUGUCUGGCAUGGCUUCUAAUAGCUUACCAGGAAACAAUAUUCAAAGUCCUCAAAACACUCUGCUUUCAAGCAUGGCUUCCAGUAAUAACCCAUCCAGCGGGCCCUCCCCACCAUAUGGGUCGGAGAAGCUUUCCAGUCCAGCGCUUAACCAGCAGCCUUUCAGCCCCCAGAAUUCCAUACUAUCCAAUAUGACUUCAACCAGUCUCCCAACCAACAAUAUUAAAAGUCCACAGAAUAAUUUGGUUUCCAGCAUGGGCUCCACGAAUACUGGACCCUCCCCACCUUACAGGCCAGAAAAACUGUCAAGCCCAGCUCUGCACCAGCAGCCAUUUAGUCCUCAAAAUACAUUAAUUCCUAACAUCACUCCCACCAGCAAUCCCACCGGUAUGCAAAGCUCUCUUUUUAAAUUGAUGACUACAAACCAGUCCAAAAACAUGAACAUAAUUAUGCAACAGCCAUCUAAUGGCUUGCAGAAUGAGAGUCCUGUUCCCCAAGACCAGUUUUCUUUCAAUAACACCAAACCACUGUCUCAUUUUGCAUCGGAGUCAACUACUCCAAAGAUGUCACCCAUGACUGCCAAUCCAGGGCAGCAAUCCCUUAUUCACUAUCUCCAGCAACAGCAGCAAGCUCCAGCCACACAACAGUCUCCACAGGCUAAUAAUACCCCGUUUAUCGAGCAACAUCUUCGACAACUGAUGCAACCACCUCGGAUGCAGAGACAUAUGCAGCCUGCUGCUUUGCCAUCUCAACCCAGACAGGAUCAAAAUCCUGGAAUUGUUACCAGACUUCAGGAGCCAGGCACCAUACCAAGCGGAGGCUCGGUGCCUGCGCCAACUACGGUGAACGGAUAUACAAUGAGGAACCAUUUGCUGAAGCAGCAAAUCAUGAGACGGCAGCUAAUACAGGAGAAGCAGAAACAAACCAUGCUGGGAGCAGCGUCUGAGCAGAGGAGUUCAUUUGCGCCCCAACAGAUGAAUCAAUUUCAGGCAGUACCACAACCUAUUCCUACUGACUGCGGUCAGUCCAUGCCAGCUCCUCCACUGAAUCACCGCAUGAUGCCAUCCAACCCGGGAAUACUUCAGAACACCUUGGGCUCUGGACUGACUCCAACCUCUGUUACCCAGAACAGUGGGACAAUGGUAAUGAUUCCGCAUAAUCCUGGAAAACAGCAAGGGAUUUUCCCACCUAAUUCCGAUUUUAACAUCCCUCUGCGACCAAACCAAACCUCUCUGGGCAUGCACUCAGGAUGCCAAACGGUUCACAGCCAUCCUACUGUCCGGCCAGGAAUGACAUUGUCUAGCUUUAGUUCCAGUUCCUUAACAAAUCACUCAGCCACUCAGCAACACUUAAGACAGCCUAAUAUGCCAAGAAUUUCUACUGUCUACCCCAAUGCAUCUGCUCAGAUGUGGACACCGACUGGGGUUUCAAGAAUGCCAAAUCAAAGCCAAAUGGAUACCAGCAUGCAGCAAUUCUCCAGUAACCCUCUCGUCUCCAAACAGAACGUGAGACCAAAUAUUCCAGGUCAGCAGUUUUCCCACCAGGCUGUAGCGCCGCCUAAUCAGAUUGCGCCUGGAGUCCAGGUCAGACAGAUACAAAAACUAAACCUGGGACAGUCCGGCCAGAGCCUGAGCACGCUGAAUAAUCAGAACUUGAGACACAAUUUAACCAGAGGACCAUUGCCAGCUAUGAAUGUUAUGAAAUCCAUGCCACAAGGCAUGUCCAGUUUUAACCAGCUCAAUCCUGCUCAAGGACUCUGCCCGCCAAGUUACCCCUCCGCAGGCCAGCUGUCAGGAACAUUCAACAGAAUGAAUACUGCUUCCGAGCUGCCGCAGUAUGACUUUGUGCCACAACAGAGCAAUUCGAUCUUGCCUGGAAACUGCAGCGAGACUGACUUCAUAGACUCCCUUAUGAAGAACAGUAGCAACAAUGAUGAAGACUGGUUGAACAAUCUGACAAUGAUAGACGACAUUUUGGGACAGCACGCUCAAAGCUCUGGACAUGUUUAGCUCGUAGGAAGCAGACUGACUUGUAAAUAACUUAAGUAUGACUUUUCAAAGUAAAAACAAACCGACAAAAAUUGCCUCCUCUUUCAAUACCGAAUGAACGGACACGGCCAAUUCUUUGCCUGCAUCAAAGUUUAAUAUUGGCAGUUUUUCAGAUGACUGUAUAUAUUUGAAUAUUUUAUAAAUUAUGUUUUCCUAAACAUUAAAUAUAGAAGUAUUUAUACUUCUUUUCUGGACUGUUUGUAAAUAGAUCUAUAGCAUACAUUUUUGUUUUAUUAUAGGAAAUUCAUUAUACCUUGUUAUAAAUAUGCAAAUAAUAUUGUUAGUUUCAGUAAUACUGUGUAUUACAGCAUAAAAUACUUAUGUUUUUGACAUAACUUAACACAUGAUCUAGGGGUAUCCGUGCAAACUGGCUAAACAGGAAGCAAAUGUGUCAAGAAAGAAGAUUGAGGAGUUGCAUUUUUUUUUUAAACUGUCAACCUAUUCAGAGCACCCAUCCUGCAAACUGAUCCUCGUGAGUGGAUCCCAUCAGGGCUUCAUGCAGGUGGAGGGAUCCACCCACAGAUACCCGAUUGCAGCAAAGUUUUCAGUCAGGAUACACUUCCUCCAUAUGUUGAUGAGAGCGUUAAAUGCAUUAACUGUCUAGUACUGAGUAUAUACUCAUAAUAGAACAACUGUUAACACAGACUAUGUGACUACAGAUUGCAACCAAUUGAAGAAUUAUGGUGUGAAAUGAGUGACACCUGAAGAGCAAACAUUGUAAAGCCUCUGUAUGGAGGUAUUAUCCAAUGACACAAUAGUUCUGGUAUGCACACCUCUGCCAUGUAUAUUUGUAGUGUACAGGUGAUUUGUUCCUGGUUUCAAGGCUUUUCAUAAUUUUCUGUUUUUAACGUGAGACUUGUUUUUUUUCCACAGGGGAAAAGUCUAUCAACAUUAAUAGUUAAUUUUUGAUGUUUUUGUCAGCUACUAUUGUCAUAUGUAUAUUUAAGUCUGUUUAUAAAAGAUCCACUGUACUGUAAACUUCUUAAAACGUUCAUACUUUGUGUAAUCAUAUUUUAAUAGUCACAUCAUACUUUGCAAUACAUUUGUAAUAUAACGUCAGCUUCAAGCGCAGAAUGUUUUUUCUUCAUACCAUAAUAAACUGCCAGGGGAAAAUUG